GUUGGCAACAGUGCAAUAUCGCAUUUGUUUUGUUGGUGCAGUGUUGCAGUUUUUUGAGAAUGAAAUGCCAAAAUAACAUUGACAAUUGCAAUUCUUUAAAAAAUGUAUAAUUGUAGUUUAUUAUUACACAAAUCAAUAAUAAAGGCUUCGGCCUGUAAAUGGCAAGGCCACUGUAAGAGUAUCUAAUAAUAGGAGCUCAUUACCGAAUCAAAAAUGUUUGCUUACAACAAUAAAGUUCCAAAUUUGCGAUGGUUGUGACAAAAACUUCGGAGAACCGAUGGCUAAGAAGAUACAGAAUCUGUUUUUUUAUAGGCGUACUAAUUCUAUCCUUCCAAAUAUAUCUGGCCGUACGUUUCUUUCGGAUUAAUGUCGACAACGCGGACACCUCCGGCGAUUACAACUCGUUCCGUCUAUCAAAUUUUGAAAUAAACGACGUCGAAAACAGCGUAAAUUCCGCGAGACGAAGUAAGGAUAGCUUUUCAAUAGACGACGAGGACAUCAGUAAUAGCUUUCAAGCGAAACCGAAGCGCGAUACCGUAAUAAACAAGACGCAGAACAAGAAUCAGUUACAUCUCCGUCUGGAGGAGUUAGAUUUCGUUCCGGCAUGCAAGAUAACUACGAAAGAAGCAAUCUCGGCAAUACACAGAGCAAAAACGCAAAAAUGCAAGCAGACUAUAUCAAAUAUUACGUGCCUUAUUUCCGCCGACCUGCUAUACCCCAAGGAGUUGCCGAAUUACUGUCCGAAUGACGGUUUCGUCGCCGGCAAGUCUUUGGGCUGCUUUAAGGACGAGAAGAGUUUUCGAUUGCUCAACGGACACUACGGAAAUUACAAGAAUGCGAAUUCGCCCGAAUUUUGUAUGCACCUGUGCCUUCAGUCCGGAUUUCUCUACGCGGGAGUGCAGUACUCGUCUGAGUGUUUCUGUGGGAACGAGGAACCGUCGCCUACCUCCAGAUUGCCGGACUCCUCGUGCAACAUGAAGUGUCCGGCGGAUCCGCAUCUGGCGUGCGGAGGUUAUUACACCGUAAACGUCUACCAGACGGGAAUUGCGAAGUUCUCCCCGCAAGUGGCCGAGACGACGGUGUCGCCCAGCGUGAGGCCGGCGCGUAUUGUUUUUCUUUUGACACUGAACGGGAGGGCGUUACGGCAAGUGAGGCGACUAAUACGUAUUUUGUACCAUCGGGAUCAUUACUUUUACAUUCACGUUGACGUUCGCCAAGACUAUCUCUUUCGCGAACUUCUCAGCUUGGAAACACAAUUUCCCAACAUACGUCUGACGCGCAAGCGUUUCUGCACAAUUUGGGGAGGCGCCUCGCUUCUACAAAUGUUAUUGUCAUCGAUGCACGAGCUGUUAUUAUCACGUUGGGAGUGGGACUUCGUCAUUAAUCUCAGCGAAUCGGAUUACCCGGUCAAAACUGGGGACAAACUGGUGGAGUUCCUCACGGCGAAUAAGGGAAAGAAUUUCGUCAAAUCGCACGGUCGCGAGGUUCAAAGGUUCAUACAGAAGCAAGGGCUUGAUAAGACCUUCGUCGAGUGCGACACGCACAUGUGGCGGAUCGGCGAUAGAAAAUUGCCGUGGGGCAUACAAAUUGACGGCGGUAGCGACUGGAUCGCGUUAUCGCGCGAAUUCGUGACGUACGCCGCCAGUGAUGAACCGGACGAAUUGGUUAAGGGUUUACGGAUUGUCUUCAACUACACACUGCUGCCGGCCGAAUCGUUUUUCCACACCGUUUUGAAGAACUCCAAAUUCUGCAAUAGCUACAUUGAUAAUAAUUUGCACGUGACGAAUUGGAAGCGACGACUGGGCUGCAAGUGUCAAUACAAGCACAUAGUCGACUGGUGCGGAUGCAGCCCGAAUGACUUUCUACCAGAGGAUUGGCUGCGCAUACAGAACACUGAAACGCGCCAGAUAUUUUUUGCGCGAAAAUUUGAACCGGUGAUCAAUCAGGCGGUCGUCUUGCAACUGGAGCAGUGGCUGUACAACGUCAAUUUUAACAAAGACAUCCCUAACAUAAACUCAUACUGGCAGAGCGUCUACCAUCACCUAGAUCUAACUCCAUCACCCGAUGAUAGUCUGUUGACAGUGGCUCAAAGUAUCAUUCGCAUUAACUCUAAAUUAAUUUCCGAUAAAUGUAGGCUAAUUCCAGAGAAAAUUCUCGAAAUGACGUCGUUCCACGCCGACGACAUCUACCAGAAGACUCUCAUACUAUAUGUAGCUAAUGACACUGGUGCGGCUCAAAAAGUGACCGUCGAAACGAAUUUUAAAUAUAAGACCACGUUCGUACUAUUAAAAUCCUCGCCGUUUCUUCACAGACUCAAAUCGCUAACCGUGAGUACCGAGUACGAUCCCAAGGAGCAAACGUUCCGCAAUUUCGCGCACAUCAUGGGACCGUACUCCGAGCCGACGCUCGUCUUCGAAUUCAACUCCAGUCCCGAACUCGCCGCCAAAUCCACCAAUAUCACGUUCUUGUGGAUCGAUCCGGUCGGACGACUGGCAGACGUGCACGACGUUUCGAUCGACGACAACUACGCCCUCGGGCACAUCAAGCCGGCGCUCAAACAGCCGCUCCUCCCCGGCGCGUGGACGGUCAAGCUAAUUCACAAGCAGGUACUGGCCGAAAUGAAGUUUCUAAUUGCGCCGCUCGAAUUCUUUUCGGGAAACGUCGUGACGCAGAAACAGGUCGGCUUCGUUCACUCCGGCUCCGAGAUUAUAAAGGAAUUCGACGUCCAGUGGGGUCGGUUUCUGCCUAACGGUUUCGAUCGCGAGACUCUCCUCAGCAAGUCGAUCGCCGAUUCGAAACGGUUCGGCGCCGACUUGCGCGACUGGAUCGACUCGUUAGUUAAUAAAUUUUUUAGUAUAGGGAGUAGUUGCGCGAGUGAUCGGAGUACGGUGUGUACGAGGAGUUUCGACGAAUGCGGUAAGACUAACUGGAGCAGUUUUGCUCCCGAUCCUAAGAGCUCUCUAAACAAUCUUUAAAGGUUGGCGAUUUUUAUUUAUUUUUUUUAUACACAGUGGCGGCGCCUAGUGACCGAAAUCGAAAUGAGCCUGAUACUAAAACUAGUUUGUAAAUCGACCACACGAAGGUGCGUUUGGAAUUUUUUCAAAAUUGGCAGCUGAUUUCGAGUGAACAGGCAGAUUGCGACACUUUGUAUACCUAGGGACUUUAGUUGACUGAUCCACCUGUAUAAAUUUAAAGUCCAUGUUUUUACGGUAGCAGUAAUUAUUUUAUAUGGUAAAACUAUACUGCAUUCAUUACACAACAAGAUAGUAGAUGGCGCUGUCUUUGAAGAUAAGCGCACACAGGAAAAAUAUAAAAUGGCAUUAACAGCUAAUGGCAGUUUGACCGUUUAGUUGGCAACAGAAACAACCAACCACCCUACAAAAUUUUUAUUUUUCAGCUUAAUACUGACUUGUGUUUUAACCAAUCUUCACAGUAUAGGUCAAAACUUCCCUAUGCUUUCUUCCGCUACCUUCUUAAAAUGAAUAAAGUGUAGUGCGAUUUCCCUAAUUGCUUACCCCAUACCAUACAUCAAAGGUAGUCUUAGAGUGGAGUUAUUUUGUUAUCAGCUGGGCGUCUUCGUUUUAAUUCCCGACACUUUAGUCGACUGCUCAUAACAGAAUAAUUAAAUUCUAAAUACUUGUACUUAAUGUCGCAGUUUGUGGAGCCGCCUCUGUUUCGUCUUUCACCCAAAGCCAGAUAUCAUACGAAUUCCGUUAAUCUAAUUAACGUAUUUUAAGCAAUAUUCCCCU
Molecule: messenger RNA, 3749 nt
Organism: Photinus pyralis (common eastern firefly)
Lineage: Eukaryota; Metazoa; Arthropoda; Insecta; Coleoptera; Lampyridae
Product: xylosyltransferase oxt
Exons: 4
Coding region: 249-2975 (908 amino acids)
Biological process (GO): chondroitin sulfate proteoglycan biosynthetic process; heparan sulfate proteoglycan biosynthetic process
Cellular component (GO): membrane
Molecular function (GO): protein xylosyltransferase activity
Source: RefSeq, a predicted model, not a curated record